GAGCCGGGCGCGCGGGCCCGCGGCCGCAGUUCCCGGGGCGUCUGCAGGCGCGAGCACGUCGUGACCCCGCGGUGCGCCGGGGCGGGGGGGCGGGGCGGGGGCGCGGUCUCGCCUGCACAAAUAGGGCUGGAGGGGCGGGGCGACCAAAAUUUCGCGCCAAGGUGGCUGACCUAGCGGGGUUCGGGGUCCAGCGCUAGCUCGAAAGUGUUUCCUGAAGCUGUCAUGGUUCGUCUGCUAAACUGCAUCGUCGCUGUGUCCCAGAACAUGGGCAUCGGCAAGGACGGGAACCUGCCCUGGCCUCCACUCAGAAAUGAAUUCAGGUAUUUCCAAAGAAUGACUACAGUCUCUUCAAUAGAAGGUAAACAGAAUUUGGUGAUUAUGGGUAGGAAGACCUGGUUCUCCAUUCCAGAGAAGAAUCGACCUUUAAAGGACAGAAUUAAUAUAGUUCUCAGUAGAGAACUCAAGGAACCUCCAAAGGGAGCUCAUUUUCUUGCCAAAAGUCUGGAUGAUGCCUUAGAACUUAUUGAAGAUCCAGAAUUAACAAAUAAAGUAGACAUGGUUUGGAUAGUGGGAGGCAGUUCUGUUUAUAAGGAAGCCAUGAACAAGCCAGGCCAUCUUAGACUAUUUGUGACAAGGAUCAUGCAAGAAUUUGAAAGUGAUACGUUUUUCCCAGAAAUUGAUUUUGAAAAAUAUAAACUUCUUCCAGAAUACCCAGGUGUUCCUUUGGAUGUCCAGGAGGAAAAAGGCAUUAAGUACAAAUUUGAAGUAUAUGAAAAGAACAAUUAAUGUGACAAUGUUUUCCUGUCUAUUUCAAGCCUUUCUCCCCUCCCAAAAAAACUAUAUUUUUUGUUGUAGAGACUUUGUUCACUUUAGAUUACUUCUAAUCAAUGUACUUUUAUUCCCUAUUAACCUUUUUUUAUUAAUUAUUAUUGGAGUAUACUUGCUUUACAAUGUUGUUAGAGCAAAGUGAAAAAGCUAUACAUAUAUC
Molecule: messenger RNA, 988 nt
Organism: Odocoileus virginianus texanus
Lineage: Eukaryota; Metazoa; Chordata; Mammalia; Artiodactyla; Cervidae
Gene: DHFR
Product: dihydrofolate reductase
Biological process (GO): dihydrofolate metabolic process; tetrahydrofolate biosynthetic process; folic acid metabolic process
Cellular component (GO): mitochondrion
Molecular function (GO): dihydrofolate reductase activity; NADP binding
Source: RefSeq, a predicted model, not a curated record